AUGUUUUGUGUUCAUACGCGGACUCAUCCCGUCUGGACGCGAAGAACGCGAAAUCGUGUUUCUCGUGUUUACCCUCUUCCUCCAAAUCUCUCUAAAUUGACUAUUCUUCGUUCUGACUCCUUCCUAAUAAUCCCAGUUUCUGCUCUUCCCAUCUUCGCCCUCUUCAACGCGCGCUUUUGCCAAACCCACUUCCUGGUCUGCUCUCUCGUUAAAGCGGCCUCAAACCACCUCAAAGCUGCUGGUACUAGCGUUGCGUUGGUAGAUGCCUAA
Messenger RNA from Rodentolepis nana, 270 nucleotides. NCBI's taxonomy places the organism in Eukaryota, Metazoa, Platyhelminthes, Cestoda, Cyclophyllidea, Hymenolepididae. The record is from the annotation of a GenBank genome assembly.